Messenger RNA from Trichoderma breve, 792 nucleotides. RefSeq lists its product as uncharacterized. Lineage: Eukaryota; Fungi; Ascomycota; Sordariomycetes; Hypocreales; Hypocreaceae. Bases 1 to 792 code for a protein of 263 amino acids. The record is from RefSeq and is a predicted model, not a curated record. The transcript has a single exon.
AUGGGCAAAUUGAUGAUGAGCACGGCUGCCGAAUUUCCGUUCCUUCAAGGCCGAGAAUUCCUUGAGAUAUUCUUCGUUCGUAACGAUAAUAUCGAUGACGAGGAAACCGGCGAUCUCUACGGGAAUUUCAGGGUAGAAGAUGGGCUUGGAACUGAUGACCUAUUUAACCUCUCCAGGAACGAGCACAUCCCAAUCGCGCAACAAGAUUAUGUGCCCAUGACUGGCCCGUCUCUGCCUAUAUCAGGCGCUGAUCAACUUUACCUCACAUUAGAUCUAUGGGAUCACGAUAGUAUAUCCGCCGACGACCCCAUCGUCCAAGGGACGAUUAGAUGGAAUGCCUAUAGUCAUUUCAGCGAGUACAAGAAGAAACAUAUUCAACUUGUUACCGGCAAAUACGGCAGAGCAACGGUGAGCUAUGCCGUUAUGAGGGAUGCUCUGGCCGCUACCAUCGAGAUCACAUUAAUUAACGGAGACAACGAAAACCCCACCGACAUCUACGGGAGCAUUACUACAUGUAAUGGCCUUGGCGAGAGUGAGCCAUUUCAGAAAACAAAGAAAACCUCCAUCAAAGUGAGACCGAAAGAUCUUAUUAAGCUUUCACGAUGCGUUGUGGCCGUACCAACAGAUGAUAAACUGAAGGUCAAGGCCGAUCUUUAUGACCAUGAUCCAAUUUCGUCUGAUGAACAUUUGAUGGACGGGUAUGGCACGUUUACACCCUUAUGGAAUCAAUGUCACCAACAGACGAUUACUGGACCACAUGGCGAAGUGCAAAUAAGGGUGACUUGGUCUUAA